AUGAUGUAUGGAAUUUCAACAAAAGAGUGUAGAAAAAUUGCAUACGAGAUGACCAAAAUUAAUGGAAUUAGAUUUCCAACAACAUGGAAAACUGAAGAAUGCGCAGGUUUAAAGUGGUUUAGGUUGUUCAUGAAGCGGCAUCCAUCUCUUAGUAUAAGAAGCCCUGAAGCAUGUAGUCUUUUACGGGCUACAUCAUUUAACCGGCACAACAUUGGUCAAUUUUAUAAAAAUAUAGAAAAGAUUUUUCUGAAAUCACCACAGUUGGCAGAUCCUUCUAGGAUUUUUAAUCUAAAUAAAACAGUUCAAAAGCGUUGUUCAAAAGUAGUUGGAGCAAAAGGGAUGAAACAAGUUAACCAAGCCACAAGUGCAGAAAAAGGGAGUUUAGUAACCACGUGUUGUAUAAUCUGUGCUAAUGGAACAUUUCUUCUGCCUGUGAUGGUCUUUCCCCGAGUUCGAUUUCAAAAGCGUAUGCUGAAAGGUGGUCCGGUUGGGACGCUUGGAUUGGCAGGCAAAACUGGUUGGAUGACUGCAGAACUUUUUCUGCCCUGUCCAUCCGUUUUAGAUCAUCUGGAUCCUACUUAUCAUAUAUUUAGUUCAACGUCUAGCUAUACUGGACAGCUAGCACCUGUUACAUUUUUAACGCCGGAGCAGUUCAAAGGAUAUCCAAAAGCAGGAAAUGGAAAAACAAAUAACAAAAAAAAGGAAGAAGUCUCAUAG
Messenger RNA from Helobdella robusta, 717 nucleotides. RefSeq lists its product as hypothetical. Bases 1 to 717 code for a protein of 238 amino acids. Lineage: Eukaryota; Metazoa; Annelida; Clitellata; Rhynchobdellida; Glossiphoniidae. The record is from RefSeq and is a predicted model, not a curated record. The transcript has a single exon.